Olea europaea var. sylvestris is the source of this 1080-nucleotide messenger RNA. Its product is annotated as basic 7S globulin-like. The coding region runs from base 1 to 1080 and encodes 359 amino acids. The record is from RefSeq and is a predicted model, not a curated record. Gene Ontology annotation, biological process: proteolysis. NCBI's taxonomy places the organism in Eukaryota, Viridiplantae, Streptophyta, Magnoliopsida, Lamiales, Oleaceae. Gene Ontology annotation, molecular function: aspartic-type endopeptidase activity. The transcript has a single exon.
AUGGGCACUACACUUUCCCUUGUCAAGCUGGUAGUUGAUCUUGGCGGUCCAUUUCUGUGGGUUGACUGUGCAUCUACGUUUCAAGAAUCCUCUCUAAAUACCAUCAAGAGUUGCUCAAUUCAGUGUUCGAUGGCAAAUCUUAGCAGUCGCAACAAGGCUGCUGAGCAAAGAACCAUGGCUUGCCGUGUUAAACCAGUGAACUCCAUUACAAGAAUGGCUGUUACAGGUGAUUUGGCAGAAGCUAGAGUGGCUAUGAUGUUCGCUGAUGGUUCCAUUUCGUCCAUAAGCAACUUCUUUUUUUCAUGCUCACCAGAACUGUUAACAGAAGGCCUUGCUUAUGGUGCCAAAGGCAUGCUAGGUUUAGGAAACACGAGAAUUUCACUGCCAUCACAAAUUUCUAAUACUUUUGGAUAUCAUAGGAAAUUUUUCAUGUGUUUAUCCCCGUUAUCUGGUGCAAUUUUCUUGAGUGAUAUUCCUAAUGUGCUGCAUAUUGGCAGUGAAGUUCCAAAAUCGAUGAUGUACACUCCCUUCAUCUCCAAGCAAGAUGGAUACUACAUCAAUGUGAAAUCCAUCAAAAUUGCAGGCAAAAAGCUGUCGAUCAAUUCAACAUUAUUGUCUGCUAAUGAAAAAGGUCAUGGAGGAACAAAAGUAAGCACAAUUCUUCCUUACACCACAAUGGAGAGAACCAUUUAUGAUUCAUUUGUUAGAGGUUAUGCUAAGGUUGCUAUUUCAAUGAACAUGACUAGAGUGGCAGCAGUGUCACCAUUUGGAGCAUGCUUUAGUUCAGAAGGUUUAGAAGACAAAAGGUUUGGGUCAGGUGUGCCAACUAUUGAUCUUGUUUUGCAGAGUGAAAUGGUCAAAUGGAGAAUUUAUGGGAGGAAUUCUAUUAUUAAGGUAAGUGAUAAGGUUAUGUGCUUGGGAUUCUUAGAUGGAGGGUUGAAUCCAGAGGCUUCAAUUGUUAUUGGGGGUUACCAAUUGGAAGAUAAUCUUUUGGAAUUCAAUUUAGGCACUGCUAUGCUUGGAUUUUCUUCAUUAACGAGGUGCUCAGACUUGCUAGCAUCGCAUAAUGUAUUAAUAUGA